AUGACCCAUGUCGUUCGAACGAGAGCCCUCUCAGAGACCGACACGCCCACAUCCAACACCAUAGACGCAUUCGCGCUCUCUGAUCUCCUGGACCAGCGCAAGCACGCCCACGACGCGAAAACGGCCGAGCAGCUCGCCAAGCAAUACCGCCUCGACCCCCUCCUCGUCGAACGACUCGCCGCAAAAUACAACUCGCCCUCCGUAGCCCGCCAAAACACGGUCCAGAUGCAGGACGGUGAGCAGCGGACCUACAGAGAAGCCGUCUGGAUCGACCCACCGUUCAAACCCGCAUCGACGAUGGACAUCUCCAAGCUAACCCCACAGCAAUCCCAAGGAAACUCGAAUGCCGACGAGACCUCUGCAAAGGCUCAAAAGGCUGAACAAGAGGCUCAAAUGAAACGGGAAAUGAUUGCCACCAUACUUGACCAGGAUGCACGCGAGCGAUUAAACCGCAUUGCACUAGUCAAUCCACAGCUCAGCACUCAGGUUGAAACCAUCCUGGUGCGGAUGGCACAGACCGGCCAAUUACGCGGACGAGUAUCAGAGAACCAGCUCAUCGGUCUCUUGGAUCAAGCCGAUGGGGCAUCCAGUCCUACCACCGCAAAGAAAGGCGCCAUCGUGAUGGCAGAAGAAGAAGCUGCUGCUGCUAAUGUAGACAGCUUGGAUGGCCUGCUUCCUCCUCCACCGUAG
This is a messenger RNA of Acaulospora colombiana, 690 nucleotides long. NCBI's taxonomy places the organism in Eukaryota, Fungi, Glomeromycota, Glomeromycetes, Diversisporales, Acaulosporaceae. The record is from the annotation of a GenBank genome assembly.